UAAAGGCAUGCAUAUGAUUAAGCAGUUGGUAUUUCCUAAUAUGUAUACGCCCUGCUUAAAAGGAAGGUGGAACAUGCUUUCGGUUUCAAAUUGCAAGCCAAGGCUAAGAGAGAAAAGCCAUGGAGGCCGACAAAGUCCUGAAGGAGAAGAGGACUGUUUUUAUCCAAUCCGUGACCCCAGGUAUAAUAAAUGGCUUGUUGGAUGACCUGUUAGAAAAAAGAGUGCUGAACCAAGAGGAGAUGGAGAAAAUAAGAAAGGAAAAUGCCACAUCUAUGGAUAAGGCCCGAGCUUUGAUUGACUCAGUCUAUCGGAAAGGGCCCCGGGCAAGCCAAGUGUGUAUCACUCUCAUUUGUGAAAACGACUCCCACCUUGCAGAGAAGAUGGGGCUCCCCUCAGGUGGGAAAUCAGACAAUGAUCAAAAUGCACACGACUCUCAAGCAAGACUUCUUCCCUUCACAGCUCCCCAGGCAGUGAAAGACAACUCAGCUCAGCUGGUGGUUUCAGGACCAGGAGGGAGCCUCAAGCUCUGCCCGCCAGACAUAGUCCAAAGGAUAUGGAAUGAAAAGUCAGCGGAGAUUUACCCAGUAAUGGGAAAGUCCACUCGGACACGUAUUGCUCUCAUUAUCUGCAACACAGAGUUUGAUAAGCUUCCCAAGAGAGCUGGAGCUGAUGCUGAUAUCAGAGGUAUGAAGAUGCUGCUGGAAGGUCUGGGAUACACUGUGGAUGUUAAAGAAGACCUCACUGCUUUGGACAUGAUUGCAGAGCUGAGGGCCUUCGCUGCCCGCCAGGAGCACAAGAACUCUGACAGCACUUUCCUGGUGUUUAUGUCUCACGGUAUUCGACAAGGCAUUUGUGGGAAGAAACACUCCGAGGAAGUCUCAGAUUUAUUAGAUAUCAACACCAUCUUUCAAAGUUUGAACACUUAUAACUGUCCAAGUUUGAAGGACAAACCCAAAGUGAUCAUUAUCCAGGCCUGCCGUGGUGAGAAUGAAGGCGUGGUGUGGUUAAAAGACUCAGCAAAAGAUUCUGGAAACAGCUUCUCAUUGGCUCCAGAAGAUUUUGAAUAUGAUGCCAUUAAGAAAGCCCAUAUAGAGAAAGAUUUUAUUGCUUUCUGCUCGUCAACGCCAGAUAAUGUUUCUUGGAGACAUCCCAAACGGGGCUCUCUUUUUAUUAUUAAACUUAUCGAAAUUUUGCAAGAACAUGCCUGGUCCUGUGACGUGGAGGAAAUUUUCCGAAAGGUUCGAUUUUCAUUUGAGUCCCCGGAUGGCAGGGCACAGAUGCCCACUACUGAAAGAGUGACUUUGACAAGAUGUUUCUACCUCUUCCCAGGAUAUAAACCAUUCUCUGGGCUUUCAGGAAAUGCCAGAAAGUUUCAUUUUCGAGCUUGUGACUUGCUUCCCAGCAGCAGGAAGGGGCUGAGGCUGGUGGCACCCAUGGCUGAAGAACACAACAAAAAACCACUAAAGGCUUUGGAAUCUAUUGGGAAAGAACUCUUGGAUGGAGCUUUGGAUGUAUUGGUGAAAAAAGAUAUUCUGAAAUUGAAGGAAACUGACAAAAAAAAAUUCAAUGAUGCCAAACAUGGAGACAAGGCCCGGGUUUUGGUGAAGGCUGUGCAGCAGAAAAGCCAUGAAGCAGGUCAAGUUCUUGUCCAAACCUUUCUUAACACAAACAAAAAUGCCAUCAGCAAUGAAGAUCCUACAGGUCCUCCAGAAACGACUGGGCCAGCUGAGUCAGCAGAAACUACAGAUACCCUCAAGCUUUGUCCUCUUGAAGAUUUCCUGAAAGUGUGUAAAGAAAAGGCUAAAGAGAUCUAUCCAAUAAAAGAGAAAACGAGCCGCACUCGCCUGGCUCUCAUCAUAUGCAAUAGAGAGUUUGGUCAUCUUAAGCCCAGGAAGGGGGCCGAACUUGACAUCACAGGGAUGGAAGAGUUGCUUGUGGGCCUCGGCUACAGUGUGACUGUGGAAGAGAACCUCACAGCCAAGGAGAUGGAGUCAGUGCUGGUGACAUUUGCUGCUCGUUCAGAGCACAGUACCUCAGAUAGCACAUUCCUGGUGUUCAUGUCUCAUGGCCUCCUGGAUAGACUCUGUGGGACUGGGCAUAGUGCUGAACACCCAGACGUGCUGCCUUAUGACACCAUCUUUCGGAUAUUCAACAAUCGCAACUGCCCCAGUCUCAAGGACAAGCCUAAGGUCAUCAUUGUCCAGGCCUGCAGAGGUGAAAACCGCGGGGAAACCUGGGUCAGUGACUCUCCAGCAGCCGUGAUGGACAGCUCUUCACAGUCAGCUGAGAGCCUGGAGGACGAUGCUGUUUACAAAGCUCACGUGGAGAAGGACUUCAUUGCUUUCUGCUCCUCAACCCCACAUAACGUGUCCUGGAGAGACCCUAGUACAGGUUCUCUCUUCAUCACAAAGCUAAUCAGAUGCUUCCAACAGUAUUCUUGGCGCCUUCACCUCGAGGAAGUAUUUCGGAAGGUACAACAAUCAUUUGAAAAGCCAGAUGUUAGAGCCCAGAUGCCCACCAUUGAACGAGUAUCCAUGUCAAGACAUUUCUACCUCUUUCCUGGCAAUUGAAAAUAGUAAGGAUUAAAGUUGUUGACAUGGAAUUACAGUCAGUCCUGCCCUUCUUUACCAAAUUCUCGAAGCACCUUUACCAGUAUGGAAUACAUAUUUAAACUUUUGUAUUUAAAUAAAAAAUGAAAACACAUA
Messenger RNA from Pipistrellus kuhlii (Kuhl's pipistrelle), 2705 nucleotides. RefSeq lists its product as uncharacterized. The record is from RefSeq and is a predicted model, not a curated record. Gene Ontology annotation, biological process: regulation of apoptotic process; proteolysis. Lineage: Eukaryota; Metazoa; Chordata; Mammalia; Chiroptera; Vespertilionidae. Bases 120 to 2570 code for a protein of 816 amino acids. Gene Ontology annotation, cellular component: protein-containing complex. The transcript is spliced from 19 exons. Gene Ontology annotation, molecular function: caspase binding; cysteine-type endopeptidase activity.